Messenger RNA from Exophiala xenobiotica, 1372 nucleotides. RefSeq lists its product as uncharacterized. NCBI's taxonomy places the organism in Eukaryota, Fungi, Ascomycota, Eurotiomycetes, Chaetothyriales, Herpotrichiellaceae. Gene Ontology annotation, cellular component: peroxisomal membrane; peroxisomal importomer complex. The record is from RefSeq and is a predicted model, not a curated record. Bases 153 to 1322 code for a protein of 389 amino acids. Gene Ontology annotation, molecular function: signaling receptor binding. The transcript has a single exon. Gene Ontology annotation, biological process: protein import into peroxisome matrix, docking.
CACUCAUUGCAUUUGUCGUCUUCCCAAAUCCAUCAGAAAGUAUACACUGCCAUCAACGGUGCUGCUGUUCCUGGUCUUUCAGCGCCCACAGAGCACAUCAGCACAAGGAAGUCGUCUCAUGAGGUAGCUUCAGAGCUCUAUCCACCGCCAACAUGGCUCCCCGCGAGGACCUGGUCACCUCCGCUGUGACCUUCCUCCAAGAUCCCUCGGUCGCCUCCGCCCCCCUGGAGAAACGCAUCGAGUUUCUCAAAUCGAAGAACCUGACACAAGAAGAAAUCGACCUAUCCCUUGCCAGAGCCUCUAGCGAUCCGACCUCCCCUCAAUCAUCCCUCCAAAAUGCGCCUUUCUAUCCUCCCACCCAACAAGGCCCCGUACGUGGCCCUCCCUCUCAACGCUACCCCUACCCCUACAACCCCUAUGGCGACCAGUACCAAUUCCCACCAGCUCCUCCACCCGAACCACCUCGCCGUGACUGGCGCGACUGGUUCAUCAUGGCGACUGUCGUCUCCGGCGCGAGCUACGGCCUGUACGUCUUGACCCAGCGGUAUAUCAAGCCACUCAUCGCCCCUCCGACGCCUGCACAACUUGAGCAAGACAAAGCUGCAAUAGACGAACAGUUCAACAAAGCCUUUGCCCUCCUCGACACUUUAUCCUCCGACACCGCAGCACUCAAAGAAGCUGAGGAGCAACGCACGCAACGCCUUGAUAAUGCCAUAGCCGACAUCGAGACGGUAGUGGCGGAGCUCAAAGCGGCCAACCUGCGCCGCGAGGCCGACUCUAGCCGUCUGGAAUUCGAGAUACGCACGAUGAAGGACAAUCUUCCCCGCAGCAUCGACAACGUCCGUGACGCCAGUGAGAAACAAUUAAAAGAGCUAAGCAACGAACUCGGCAGCCUCAAGUUGCUUAUGGGCAACCGGAUGGGCGGCUCGAGCAGUCUGACUCAAGGGAUUUCGCGUACACAGCCGGGCAUGCUGCCUAGUUCGAACAGCGCAAAUGCACAAGGGGCUCCUUCGUCAUCAGAAAAGCCUCCGAACCCUCCGCGCUCGACGCCCAGCUUCUCAAGCCCGGCGAACCAGUUCAGCAGUUCGACCACCGUCCCAGCCGCAACGACAACAGCGCGGCCCGCAUCUGCGGCGGCAUUCGGAAAUUCAAGCUCGGCCAACAAAUCCGCCAUCCCGGCAUGGCAGAUGCAUGCUGAGGCGAACAUGAUGAAGGACGUCAACCCAGCCCCAGCCCCGGGCAGCAUGCCGACAACAAAUGGUAGUGCGACUGCACAACAACAAGAUGGUGCCGAAGCAGUUGCUGCUCUCAACGCUAGUUAACUUGGUCUCUAUACUGGAUUACUUUGAAUACUCAGAACUUUUGCUGUUUA